Molecule: messenger RNA, 1946 nt
Organism: Oncorhynchus tshawytscha (Chinook salmon)
Lineage: Eukaryota; Metazoa; Chordata; Actinopteri; Salmoniformes; Salmonidae
Gene: cyyr1
Product: cysteine/tyrosine-rich 1
Exons: 4
Coding region: 423-899 (158 amino acids)
Source: RefSeq, a predicted model, not a curated record
CCGGAGAGAUGCGAAUGUUAUUGAGGUACUUCCAUCCCUUUCCCCACCCAGUCAACAGAGUCAUUUGAGAAAAUAGCUUGAUGCGGGGGAGGGGAAGCGCUAGGACCCACUCCAGGGGAAAAGAAGAAAACAGCGAGGAAAGAGUGAAGGAUACACUAUCAGGGAUACGAACACAUGGAAGAAGAAACGAAUGAGACUUUUCAUUCUGAUUUGAGCAAUUUUAUGACUGGAGCAAAGAUCCAUUCAUGUGCGUUCAUGGCUCUCUUCGAUUGUACUUUUUAGAGAACUCCGUUUAAUUGCGCAUAUCAGCGAGGUUUCGGCGAGCGACUAUGUCCCAUAGUCUUUUUAGGCGCAUAUCGAUGGAAAACGCGGACGUCGUCGUUUGGGAAUAACUGUGAGCAACAUUUAGAACAAGUAGGCCUAUGCUAUCAGUCGAUAUGGGAAGAACAGAGGCAGCGGGGUGGAAAUUCCUACGGGACUCUCUCCUACUUUGUCUUUUUACCGGUCACAGUGAGGCCCAGUGUGAUGGCUGUGUGGAGUACUGCUGUGAAGGCUCUCCCCCUUUCUGCUGCUCCUACUACGCCUUUAUGGGAGAUGUCCUCUCGGGCACGGCGAUCUCAGGCAUCGUGUUUGGUGUGGUGUUUCUGAUGGGAGCGCUGGCGGCCUUCUUCCUGUGUGUGUGCAUGUGUGUGAAGAACGGGCGAGGGGCCCAGGUGGACGUGUUCAACACCUCCUACAUCAACACUGUGUCCCAGGGCUACCCAGGACCCCCACCUCCCUACACCUAUGACUAUGAGAUGUACCCUUCGGCCAUGCGCCCCCCUCCCUACACCCCCACCCCACCUAGGACAGACAGCUACUCCCCUCCCCCUCCGUAUCCGGGCUAUAAUCGCAAAUGACUUGAAGACAAAAUGGAGAGUCCUGACCAGGCUACUUGCCUUUCUGAAGGAGCACAUCAUGGAUUAAGCUUAUGCAGUGUAUUAGCAGGGAAAGAUGAGACUGUACGCAUAUCCUUUCGAACCCCUGGGUCACUUAAAAUAACUGCAUGUGGACUGGACCACUUUGACCUUUUCUUGUGGGUAUGACUGGGUCAAUUAAACUGAUUGGUGUUUUGUGUGUGUGUGUGUGUGUGGGGGGGGGUGAAAACCUCUGAAUCACUUAAAAUGACUGUGUGGACUGAUCCACUUUUGAACAUUUGAUGUGGGGGUCAAUCCAACUGAUCAGCUUGUCGGGGGUGAAAACCACUAGUAGUAUUUGACUCAUAUUCUAUGUCAAUGAAUAUGAGUGAGGGGACAAAGUACGUAACUUUAUUUGAAGAUGUGGAUCUUUGUUGUACCAUUUCUCUGGUAGAGAUGUCUGUUAGCUGGCUUUCCUUUAGGCCAGGUGCUCUUCCCUAUCUUAUUUCAACAAGGCAAAGGAGAGAAAACUGUAGCCUAGUCCUAGAUAUGUUUGUGCUCUAUUGCCAAUUCUUUAUGUGGCAAUGACCUGAGGACAUGGCGAGACAGCACAAACAAAUCUGGGACCAGUCAAGGAAAACUGUGUAAAACUAUGAAUUGUACCGUAGAAACAGGAUGGUAAACAUACGGCUCCUUGGUGAAGUUUCCCCUAGGUACAGAUCUAGUAUCAGCUUCCCCUUCUCCCAAUCCCAACCUUAACUAUUAGUGGAGAUACUACAAAACUGACCCAAGAUCUAACAUCUAAAUCAAACUUUAUUUGUCACAUGCGCUGAAUACAACAGGUAUAGACCUUACUGUGAAAUGCUUACUUACUGGGCCGUACGCACUACCCUCUGUAGCGCCUUACGGUCAGAUGCCGAGCAGCUGCCAAAGCAGGCGUUGAUGCAACCGGUGAGGAUGCUCUUGAUGGUGCAGCUGUAUACAUUUUUGAGGAUCUGAGGACCAUUGGCAAAUCUUUUCAGUGUCCUGAGGGGGAAAAGGUGUUGUCGU